GUGACGCGUGGCGUCGACGUCUAGGAGCUGCGCCUGUCAGCCCGGCGCUGGUUGCGGGGGAGGAGCAGGCGCCAUGGCGGUCCUGUUGGAGACCACUUUGGGCGACGUCGUCAUCGACCUGUACACGGAGGAGCGGCCGCGCGCCUGCUUGAAUUUCCUGAAGUUGUGCAAAAUAAAAUAUUACAAUUAUUGCCUUAUUCACAAUGUACAGAGGGAUUUUAUCAUACAAACGGGUGAUCCUACAGGGACUGGUCGUGGAGGAGAGUCUGUUUUUGGUCAACUGUAUGGUGAUCAAGCAAGCUUUUUCGAGGCAGAAAAAGUGCCAAGAAUUAAGCAUAAGAAGAAAGGCACUGUGUCCAUGGUGAACAAUGGCAGUGAUCAGCAUGGAUCUCAGUUUCUUAUCACCACAGGAGAUAAUCUAGAUUACCUUGACGGUGUUCAUACAGUUUUUGGUGAGGUGACAGAAGGCAUGGAUAUAAUUAAGAAAAUUAAUGAGACCUUUGUUGACAAGGACUUUGUACCAUAUCAGGAUAUCAGGAUAAAUCAUACAGUGAUUUUAGAUGAUCCAUUUGAUGACCCUCCUGAUUUAUUAAUUCCUGAUCGAUCACCAGAACCUACAAGGGAACAACUAGAUAGUGGUCGAAUAGGAGCAGAUGAAGAAAUCGAUGAUUUCAAAGGAAGAUCAGCUGAAGAAGUAGAAGAAAUAAAGGCAGAAAAAGAGGCCAAAACUCAAGCUAUUCUACUAGAAAUGGUUGGAGAUCUACCUGAUGCAGAUAUUAAACCUCCAGAAAAUGUGCUAUUUGUGUGUAAAUUGAAUCCAGUGACCACAGAUGAGGAUCUGGAGAUAAUCUUCUCAAGAUUUGGGCCAAUAAGAAGUUGUGAAGUUAUCCGGGAUUGGAAGACAGGAGAAUCCCUCUGUUAUGCUUUUAUUGAAUUUGAAAAGGAAGAAGAUUGUGAGAAAGCAUUCUUCAAAAUGGACAACGUACUUAUAGAUGACAGAAGAAUACAUGUGGAUUUUAGCCAGUCUGUUGCAAAGGUUAAGUGGAAAGGAAAAGGUGGGAAAUACACCAAGAGUGAUUUCAAGGAGUAUGAGAAGGAACAAGAUAAACCAUCUAAUUUGGUUCUGAAAGAUAAAGUAAAGCCCAAACAAGAUACAAAAUAUGAUCUUGUACUAGAUGAGCAGGCAGAAGAUUCAAAAUCAAGUCACUCCCAUACAAGUAAAAAACACAAGAAGAAAACCCGUCACUGCUCUGAAGAAAAAGAAGAUGAAGACUACGUGCCAAUCAAAAAUACUAACCAGGAUAUCUACAGGGAGAUGGGGUUUGGUCACUAUGAAGAAGAAGAAAGCUGUUGGGAGAAACAAAAGAGUGAAAAGAGGGACCGACCUCAAAACCGAAGUCGUAGCCGAUCUCGAGAAAGGGAUGGUCACUAUAGUAAUAGUCACAAAUCUAAAUACCAGACUGAUCCGUAUGAACGAGAAAGGAGUAAGAAGAGAGACCGAAGCAGGAGUCCCAAGAAAUCCAAAGAUAAAGAAAAAUCUAAGUACAGAUGAACGAUGAAGAAUCAGACAUGCGUGGCUAACAGAUUCACCCUUGUCUGAUUUAGAGUACCAGAAGUUCAGAGUUUGUGUCAAAGCAGUCAAAGACUCUGCUUGUUAUUUUUUUCACACUAGGAUUCUGGCCUUUUUAGAUUAAUAUUGAUUGUAUAGGGAGCAGAAAGACAAUAAAGAAUCGAACAUUUUCUUUGUAUACUUUUUUAUGCUAAUUUUAUUGUUAUACAUAAACAGUAGUCUUCAUUUUUAAAGUCUUUCACAUUUUCCACUCUUCUUUUUUUAAAUGAAGUAUUUCAUAGCUACGAAAAUAUACAAAUGUGUAUAUAAGGUAUAAAGAAGAAGAACUGUCUGUGCAUCCAUCAUCCAGCUUAGGAAAUGAAUGUUCCCUGCCUUUUAGAAGUCCCCCAUGUGCCCUCUCCUUCUCAAGUAAUUAUUAUUAUGAAUUUUGUGUUUGUUAUUCUCUUGUUUAUUGUAGUUUUACAACGUAUGUGUGUAUCCCUAAAUGAAAUGUUAAGUUUUGUAUGUUUUGAAUUUUAUAUAAAUGAUGUAAGGUAUGUUUACCUCUA
Molecule: messenger RNA, 2118 nt
Organism: Equus caballus (horse)
Lineage: Eukaryota; Metazoa; Chordata; Mammalia; Perissodactyla; Equidae
Gene: PPIL4
Product: peptidylprolyl isomerase like 4
Biological process (GO): protein peptidyl-prolyl isomerization
Cellular component (GO): nucleus
Molecular function (GO): peptidyl-prolyl cis-trans isomerase activity; RNA binding
Source: RefSeq, a predicted model, not a curated record